AUUAUUAUUUAUAAAAUGAAGGCCUGUCAAACAAUGAAAAUUAAAAUGAAGAAUGCCAUUUACCAAUUACCUUGCAAAUACUGUCUAUUUCCUCCCAUGAUUUAUCACGAACUGAAACGUCGCCUGAAGGCCGAGCAGAAAGCUAAGGAGAAGGCCGAGAAAGAGAAACUGAAGCAGGCCGCGCAGCAGAAUCAGGACGUUAAGAAGAAGAAAGAAGGUGGUCAAGAUGAAGGAGAAAUCGAUCCCAAUGAGUACUAUCGGAUCAGACUACAAGCCGUAUCGCAACUGAAAGCUGCGGGAGAGAAUCCUUACCCUCAUAAAUUCCAUGUUUCGAUAUCAUUGACCGAUUUUAUCGAGAAAUAUCAGCACAUAGCUACCGGAGAGGUUGUAGAAAAUGACACCGUUAGCAUCGCAGGAAGAAUACAUGCAAAGAGAGAAUCCAGUACAAAAUUAAUAUUCUACGAUCUUCGGGGAGAAAGCACCAAGCUUCAAAUUAUGGCCAAUGCAAUGUAUUAUUCUUCAGAAGACGAAUUCAAUAAAAUAAAUGGCAAACUGCGACGGGGCGAUAUUAUCGGAUGCCGAGGCCACCCAGGUAAAACCAAGAAGGGCGAACUGAGCCUUAUUCCUACGGAAAUACAGUUAUUGACUCCCUGUCUUCACAUGCUUCCUCACCUACAUUACGGAUUGAAAGAUAAAGAGACAAGAUUCCGACAGCGGUAUCUCGAUCUGAUAAUGAACGAUUACGUUCGUAAAAAUUUCAUCACAAGGGCAAAAAUCAUAAACUAUAUCAGAAAAUUUUUUGACAGUUUAGGAUUUUUAGAGGUUGAAACUCCUUUGAUGAAUGUGAUUCCCGGAGGAGCCACUGCUAAACCUUUUAUCACUCAUCACAACGAACUCGACAUGGACUUGUAUAUGAGAGUAGCUCCUGAACUGUAUCAUAAGAUGCUAGUCGUCGGUGGAAUCGAUCGCGUGUACGAGAUUGGAAGACAGUUUAGAAACGAAGGCAUAGAUUUGACCCAUAAUCCAGAGUUUACCACUUGUGAGUUUUAUAUGGCCUAUGCAGACUACAAUGACCUGAUGCAGAUCACCGAAACGUUAAUUUCGGGCAUGGUGAAGAGCAUCACAGGUUCUUAUAAAAUAACGUAUCAUCCCGAGGGACCGUCCGGUAAAGAAGUAGAAAUCGAUUUUACUCCACCUUUCAAAAGAAUUUAUAUGCUUCCCGAUUUAGAAAAGGCUCUAGGAGUAAAAUUACCAGAUCCCGACAAAUUGUCCACGCCAGAAAGUAACGAGUUCUUGUCUAGCCUUUGUAUAAAACACGAAGUCGAAUGUCCGCCACCGAGAACGUCUGCGAGGCUCCUAGACAAACUUGUGAGUGAGUUUUUAGAAACUCAGAUGAUUAAUCCCACAUUUCUGUGUGAUCAUCCAGAAGUUAUGAGUCCACUUUCAAAAUGGCAUCGAUCCAUCAAAGGAUUAACCGAAAGAUUUGAAUUGUUUGUUAUGAAUUAUGAAGUGAUCAAUGCUUAUACAGAGUUAAACGAUCCUGUGGUUCAGCGACAGAGAUUUGAACAGCAAGCAAAGGAUAAAGCGGCAGGUGAUGACGAAGCACAGUUAGUAGACGAAAACUUCUGCACCGCUCUCGAAUACGGUCUUCCGCCCACGGGUGGUUGGGGAAUGGGAAUCGAUAGAUUUACCAUGCUUCUGACCGACAAUAAUAAUAUUAAGGAAGUGCUGUUCUUUCCUACCAUGAAACCCGAAGAUCCGAACAAACCUAGAGACGUUUCGGCCGGCGAGGCGGUCGAAGCAAACAACACAGAAAAUUGAAGAAAGUGUAAUAAGUUUUGCCACAUCCAUUAUCUAGUGUUACAUUUUAAUAUAAUUUAUAAGUCUUUGCUGUUCUGAAAUAAAUAAUCUAGAGUUUUAUCUUUUGUACUUUUCAUUCCGGUUUUUGGCAGAACUUAUAGAAAUAAAAGUUAUGUUAAUUUA
Messenger RNA from Centruroides sculpturatus (bark scorpion), 1983 nucleotides. Its product is annotated as lysine--tRNA ligase-like. Gene Ontology annotation, biological process: lysyl-tRNA aminoacylation. The transcript is spliced from 13 exons. Bases 16 to 1821 code for a protein of 601 amino acids. NCBI's taxonomy places the organism in Eukaryota, Metazoa, Arthropoda, Arachnida, Scorpiones, Buthidae. Gene Ontology annotation, molecular function: tRNA binding; lysine-tRNA ligase activity; ATP binding. Gene Ontology annotation, cellular component: aminoacyl-tRNA synthetase multienzyme complex; cytoplasm; cytosol. The record is from RefSeq and is a predicted model, not a curated record.